This is a messenger RNA of Amphiprion ocellaris (clown anemonefish), 1890 nucleotides long. RefSeq names its product signal-regulatory protein beta-2-like. Gene Ontology annotation, biological process: response to bacterium. The transcript is spliced from 5 exons. Lineage: Eukaryota; Metazoa; Chordata; Actinopteri; Pomacentridae. The record is from RefSeq and is a predicted model, not a curated record. Bases 7 to 1077 code for a protein of 356 amino acids.
CAGAAAAUGCUGGUCCUGUUUUAUUUCCUGCUGAUGCUCAGAGUGGGGUGCUGCACCGACGAUCAUACCUUUGUCACAAAGACUGUUGGUGUCGGACAAAGUGUGACUCUCACAUGCACUCGCCAGAGAUCUGUUCAUAAGGAAACCUUGUACUGGAUCAGACUUGUUUCUGGAAAAUAUCCAGAAUUCUUGGGAGGAACACAUGCUUUUGAGUAUGAUGGUAUUUAUGAAACUCCUCACAUUACAGCAAAACAAGGACCUGGAACUUUUAUUCUGCAAUUUCAUGAAACUCAGCUAAAUGACUCAGGUUUUUACUACUGUAUAAAAGUCAACCUGCUCAACAUGGAAUUUAUGAACACAACAUUCCUGAGAAUUGAAGGACCAGAACCAGAUGUCAUUGACAUCAUUCAAGUUCCUCCAUCUGAUCCAGAACAUCCAGGAGCCUCAGUGACUCUGCAGUGUUCAGUCCUCUCUAACUCUGAGAAGAAAACAUGUCCAGAACAACAACACAGAGUGUUCUGGUUCAGAGCUGGAUCAGAUGAAUCUCAUCCCAGAUUAAUUUAUGCUGAUGGAAACAGUCAAGAUGAAUGUGAGACGAAUCCUGAGGCUCAGUCUCUUCAGAAAUGUAUCUACAGCUUCUCUAAAACCGUCACCUCCUCUGAUGCUGGGACUUAUUACUGUGCUGUGGCCACAUGUGGACAGAUAUUAUUUGGAAAUGGAACAAAAUUGGACAUCAAAGCACCCAGCAUGUGGGAUUUGGAGACAGACAAUACAGCUCUCUUUCUGGUAUCUGCUGCUUUGGCUACAAGUCUGAUUGUUAUAGCCUUUCUCAUUUUUAAUCUCAAGAUGAAAACUUUCUGCAACGGUAAUACAAGCUUCCCGCACUUCAGUGUAUCUAAAAAUAUUUUGCUAAAGCUAGCUCUGAGUUUUGCAUUAUUUAUUUGUGUCACUGAACCAACACCAUCUUUCAUCUUAAAUCUCUGCAAACAGAUGCUGCAGAAGCCAGUGGUCAUCAGGAAAGAUCACAGAAGGAUUUGGACACAUGGAUUUAUUCUGCUGUUACCUUUACCGUGGUAAAGGCUGACAGUGCAAUGAAAGAGGCCAAAGCAGCAGAGAGAGAGAGACUCUACACUGCUGUCAAGGCUUUUGGACUGGAUUAGUGAGUCAACAGAUGUUUGUCAGCAAUUUGUAUUGAAAUUGUGUAGUGUUGUUUGUUUAACUACUAAAGGGCUUUGUAUAUGCUGUAGUACGAUGUAUCGGUAACAUUUAGUGAACAACUUGUAUCCUCAUGAUUAAAUGUAUUAAAAUUACAUGCAUCUUGUUCAUCCAAGCACUUGCAAACAGGAUUGACCACGAGCUGAAAUGUUCUUAGUUUUAAGUUUGGCAGAAAAAAUUUGUUGCAUCUCUCUUUCUCAUUUCAUCUCACUCCUGUCCACAAUGAAACCAAAACAAAAAAAUACUUUGAAAAGUGCUUUUUUAAAGGCAAAAAAAAUAAUUUUUCAAGCAGAAAUGUAUAAACUGUGCUGUUCCUAAUUCUGGACGGUGAGUACGGACACUUGUUUAGUAAUAGAACUCAGGUUUUUAUUGGAGCAUCAGAUGUUUAAGGCACAAAGAACAUGCACAAAUGCUGUCAACAACAGUUCUCACUAUGAUUUCUUAGUUCUGUUCUCCAUAUUUAGUGUCAUUCUUCUUCGCAACUCUCCAAUAAAGUCAAAAUGCCAACAAAGUAAUGUUCAGGUUAUUACUACCGACGGUUAUUAUGUUGUGUAUCAGUAUCAGGAAAAGGUAUUUACCAUGGUGCAUUUCUGGAAAUGAGUUUCUUGUAUCAUCAUCUGUCAAUCUUGUUUGGAGACAAAAACCUUAUUGCUCUAAUAAAAUAUAUAAAGAGUG